Molecule: messenger RNA, 1134 nt
Organism: Tachyglossus aculeatus (Australian echidna)
Lineage: Eukaryota; Metazoa; Chordata; Mammalia; Monotremata; Tachyglossidae
Gene: GALR2
Product: galanin receptor 2
Exons: 2
Coding region: 1-1134 (377 amino acids)
Biological process (GO): adenylate cyclase-modulating G protein-coupled receptor signaling pathway; neuropeptide signaling pathway
Cellular component (GO): membrane
Molecular function (GO): galanin receptor activity
Source: RefSeq, a predicted model, not a curated record
AUGAGCGACUCUGCGGGUCCCGGCAACGCCAGCUGGGCGGGGGGCGGCCCCGAGGCGGUGAUCGUGCCCACCCUCUUCGCCCUCAUCUUCGUGGUGGGCACGGUGGGCAACGCGCUGGUGCUGGCCGUGCUGCUGCGCGGCGGCCAGCUGGCCAGCACCACCAACCUCUUCAUCUUCAACCUGGGCCUGGCCGACCUGGGCUUCAUCGUCUGCUGCGUGCCCUUCCAGGCCACCGUGUACACGCUGGACGGCUGGGUGUUCGGCUCCCUCGUCUGCAAGGCCGUGCACUUCCUCAUCUUCCUCACCAUGUACGCCAGCAGCUUCACGCUGGCCACCGUCUCCCUGGACCGGUACCUGGCCAUCCGCUACCCGCUGCACUCGCGAGAGCUGCGGACGCCACGCAACGCGUUGGCCGCCAUCGGGCUCAUCUGGGGGCUGGCGCUGGCCUUCUCGGGGCCCUACCUGGGCUACUACCGCCAGACCCGGCUGGCCAACCUGACCGUGUGCCACCCGGGCUGGAGCGCCCCGCACCGCCGCGCCCUGGACCUGUGCACCUUCGUCUUCAGCUACCUGCUGCCGGUGCUCGUGCUGGGCGGCGCCUACGCGUGCACGCUGCGCUACCUGUGGCGCGCUGUGGACCCUGUGGCCGGGCUGUCCGAGGCCAAGCGCGCCAAGCGCAAGGUGACGCGCAUGAUCGUCAUCGUGGCCACGCUCUUCUGCCUGUGCUGGCUGCCCCACCACGCGCUGCUCCUCUCCGUCUGGUUCGGCCACUUCCCGCUGACCCGCGCCACCUACAUCCUGCGCAUCCUCUCCCACCUGGUCUCCUAUGCCAACUCCUGCGUCAACCCCAUCGUCUACGCCCUCGUCUCCAAGCACUUCCGCAAGGGCUUCCGCAGGAUCUGCGUGGGCCUGCUCCCCGGCCGCCGCCGCCACCCCCGCUCCCCGCCCCGCACCCCAGGCCCUGCGCGGGCUGCCCCGUUGGCCACCCCCAGCGCCAGCCCGGAGCGGGACUCCUCCUCCGUCACCCACGUCAGCGAGGCCCCUUUCCCCGCUGCCACGCUGGUCCCGGUGCCCGACCAGCCCUGCGGGGAAGCGCCUGCUCCCGCCACUGUCCUUCCCUUCAAUGUGACCUGA